CGUGUGCGCAAACAGGGAACUGCACUCUUUGUUCUGGAGGAAGGACGUGGACAAACCAAACUUGCAGGCUGCUUGCAGGAACAGGAGAAGUUCAGAUCAAGGAAUGGCAGCGCAGGCAGAAUUCUUCGCGGGCAUUCCCAAGAUCUCCUAUCUACCCAAUGCUGGGGCAAGAGAUGUCAUGUGCUUCAAACACUACAAUGCAGAAGAGGUGCUGAUGGGGAGGAGGAUGGAGGACUGGCUGAGGUUCUCAGUCUGCUAUUGGCACUCCUUCUGUGGAACUGGUGCUGAUCCUUUUGGGUUUCCGACGCUUCACCGGCCCUGGAACGAAGGGACUCCUAUGGAAUCAGCCAAGAAGCGACUGCAUGCUGCUUUUGAGUUUUUCACCAAGCUUGGUGUGAAAUAUUACACAUUUCAUGACAGGGAUAUGGCUCCUGAGGGCUCCACCCUGGAAGAGUCCAACAGGAAUCUGGAUGAAAUAACAGACGUGGCUCUCCAGCUGCAGAGCCAGACUGGAAUCAAGGUGCUGUGGGUCACCUGCAACCUCUUCGCCCACCAAAGGUACAUGAAUGGUGCAGCCACAAACCCUGACUGUCAUGUUCUGGCCUUCGCUGGUGCUCAGGUUAAGAAGGGGCUGGAAAUUGCCAAGAAGCUGGGUGCAGAAAAUUUUGUGUUUUGGGGAGGAAGGGAAGGUUUCCUUUCCAUCCAUAAUACUGAUGUUGCUGCGGAACUGAAGCACAUGGCCAACUUCUUCAAAAUGGCUGUCAAGUACAAAGAGAAGAUUGGGCUGAAGUGUCAGUUUCUUAUCGAACCCAAGCCUAAGGAGCCCUGCAGACACCAGUAUGACUAUGACGCUAUGAGUGUUAUAGGAUUCCUUAAGCAUUAUGGUCUGGAGAGUCACUUUAAGUUGAACAUCGAGCCCAACCACACCACCCUGGCAGGACACUCAUACGAACAUGAUAUUGUCAUGGCCUCUACGUUUGGCAUGCUGGGUUCAGUUGACUCCAACACUGGCUCUUCUGACCUGGGCUGGGACACAGACCAAUUCCCCAUGGACAUCAGGGACACCACCUUGGUCAUGAAGACCGUUAUUGAACAAGGUGGCCUGCAGCCAGGAGGCCUGAACUUUGAUGCUAAGGUGCGCAGAGAGUCUACAGACCUGGAGGACCUGUUCAUCGCUCACAUCGGAGCCAUGGACACCUUUGCGAGAGGACUCAGAAAUGCUGUUCGCAUUAUUGAGGACGGACUCAUCACUGGUAUGGUGAAGGAGCGAUACUCAAGCUUCAGUCAUGGCAUUGGACAGAAAGUGGAGGAUGGUUCUGCCACCUUAGAGGAAAUGGAGGCCUUCAUCAAGCAGAACGGUGAGCCGAAAGUAACUUCAGGGAAGCAAGAAAAAUAUGAAUCCAUCUUUAAUCACUACAUAUAAUAAAAGCAUUACUGUCUGCAUAUGAUAAACUUUGACCUUCCCACUGGGAUCAGGAAUUGCAUUUGAAUGCAGAUGUUUCACUAACUAAAAAACUACCAAUACAGAUGCUGAGCACUGUAGAGAGUAGAUAUUAGGGUAUCCUGACAGACUAACUGACAGACUUAUUCAAUAUAACAUUUAAGAAAUAUGUGUAUCUGUAUAUAUUUGUAGUGCUUUUGACAUGUCAACUGGCAUUUGAUAUAAUGUACAGUGAGAGGCUAUAUUCACUUUAGCUGAUGACUAAUGUUCACUGUGUAAUGAAACCCAUUUUCACAAUGAAGUUGAUGAAUUAUUGAUUAUUAUAACUUAGUGUUUGUAUUAUCUACUGCAUUAAUUUCAACUUUGUAUUACCAUUCAAAUGUAAGAUGUCCUUGAGUGUCUUGAAAGGUUUCCACCAAAUAAAAUGUAUUAAUGCUA
Micropterus salmoides (largemouth bass) is the source of this 1879-nucleotide messenger RNA. Its product is annotated as xylose isomerase-like. The record is from RefSeq and is a predicted model, not a curated record. Lineage: Eukaryota; Metazoa; Chordata; Actinopteri; Centrarchiformes; Centrarchidae. Gene Ontology annotation, molecular function: xylose isomerase activity. The transcript has 14 exons. Gene Ontology annotation, biological process: carbohydrate metabolic process. The coding region runs from base 104 to 1423 and encodes 439 amino acids.